AAUGAUAUAAAUGGUGUUGUUGAGAGCGAAUUGAAGGAACUUCUUCAAAAUAUUACGGAUGAUAAGAAAUGGGAUGAUUUUUCUAAACACUGCAAGGACAACAUAGGUUCUUCAUGGUCAGACGACACCGAAGGAGAAAAAACUGCAAAGCAAAAAGCUUGUAAGCUUUUUGCUUCAGGUUUAAAACACAUUUCUGAUAUUCCUGACAACAGCACCAAGGAUGAUGGACCACUUAGACGAACUAUGAUGUGCGCAGCACUUAAUCUUUAUGCUGAUCAAUUAAUUUCAAAAGCAGAAAAUCAAUGUCCUUUAGAUAAUGAAAAAUUGAAAGACGCAAUAAAAUACGCUUUCGAUAAUGAUAAUAGUAAUGCCACUAAGAGUGGAGCAAAUUCGUGCAAAACUGGUAGUGGUACUAAUUCUUGUUUCGUUUGCGAAAGACAAAGCACUUUCCCCAAUUGCAAAAUUGGUCAUGACAAAAUAGAGGAGAAUAUGACUAAACUCCUCGACAAGGAAGACGAAUCCAACUCCCAACCCGACACCACCACCCCUAACAAGGAACAAACACUAGACAAAAUAAAUAAAAUAGAAACUUUCUGUACUCAAGUCCAAUGUGCCAUCAAACAAAAACUUAGGAGGCAAAAGAACCUUCAAAAUGGAACAGAACCAUCUUGGAGUGACAUCAAAGAUGACGCCACGAAGGAAUUAACUGAACUUAUAAAACAUAUGAUGCAACCUCCGGAGCAGAAGGACGUUGACAAAUACUGUAAAGACAAGGAAGAUGAAUGGUAUAAACUUGGCCAUAAACAAAGCAAAACAAAUAAAGCAGCUUGUUUGCAUUUUGCUGCAGGACUGCAGCACAUUUAUACCCAUGGUAAAGGCCAAAAGGACCCUCUUAAUGCCCCAUCGUUUGAACAAACGAUGGGUUGUUUAUUUCUUAAAGAAUAUGCAAAACAAUUGCAAACAAUGGCAAAUGAUAAGAAAAAAGGACACAGUUGGGUACAUCCUCUUUGUGACAUAGAUAAGGGCAUAACACAUGCUUUUAGCAAAACUCAAAACAUUAUGCAAGACACAUCUCCAUGCAAAACUAGUGGUACUAAUGACUGUUUUCCGUGCAAAUGGGACAAUAAGGAUUAUGAUAAUUGCUCCAUUGGAACUGACAAUGUAAAAACCAAUGUGGAUUUAAUGUUCAAGGACCAAACGGAACAAAUCCAAAUGGAAAAAACAUUAGAGAAUACAGUCUGUCCGAUCCUUAUUACGGAUCUCCUUACCCCUUUUCUUCCUUUGGCUCCUGUCUCUAUUGGUCUUUCUGCUAUGGCUUAUUACCUUUGGAAGUAUUUUGGUAAAGGAGGACCACGUCUCAGAAGAUCUCCUGCUGAUAUUCCUGGUUCAUCAGUACAGGAACAGCUCCUCGAUCGUGUGGAAGAAGCCGGUUCACAUGAAUAUCGAUUAGUGAAGGAACGCAAACCUCGUUCUGCUCCAACGAGAACGAAACGUUCUGGUCGCGUGAAUCGUCGAACGAUUAUUGAAAUUCAUUUUGAAGUGUUGGAUGAAUGUCAAAAAGGGGACACACAAUUGAACCAGAAGGAUUUUCUGGAACUUUUGGUUCAAGAAUUCAUGGGAUCCGAAUUUAUGGAAGAAGAAGAACAGGUUCCUAAGGAAGACGUUCUUAUGGAAAGUAUUCCUUUGGAGCAGGCUCCAAUGGAACGUGUUCCAAGUUUAGGUUCCGGGUUAAUGGUUUAG
Molecule: messenger RNA, 1740 nt
Organism: Plasmodium knowlesi strain H
Lineage: Eukaryota; Apicomplexa; Aconoidasida; Haemosporida; Plasmodiidae
Product: SICAvar, type I (fragment)
Exons: 3
Source: RefSeq, a predicted model, not a curated record